AUGUUGCGUCUACCAGCUAUCAUGAGGCCUGUGUUGGCCAGGGCUCUAGCACCCUCCUCCUCAUACGCUGCACCUGCAUUGACACGUUGCUAUGCUAAAGACAUCAAGUUUGGUGCAGAGGGUCGAGCAUUGAUGCUGGAAGGAGUUGAUCUCCUAGCUGAUGCUGUGGCAGUCACACUUGGACCAAAGGGUCGUAAUGUGAUUAUUGAGCAGAGCUGGGGUAGCCCUAAGAUCACCAAGGAUGGAGUAACUGUAGCCAAAUCUAUUGAGCUAAAGGACAAACAAAAGAACUUGGGUGCUAAGCUGGUACAAGACGUGGCCAAUAAUACCAAUGAAGAGGCUGGAGAUGGGACCACAACAGCCACGGUGCUGGCCAGAGCCAUAGCUCGGGAAGGCUUUGAGAACAUCAGUAAAGGAGCUAAUCCUGUAGAGAUCCGUAAAGGAGUCAUGAUGGCAGUGGACUGUGUGGUUGAUGCUCUCAAGAAACUCUCCAAGCCUGUCACUACACCAGAGGAAAUAGCGCAGGUUGCAACCAUUUCAGCCAAUGGGGACCAAGCAGUUGGAGGCCUGAUAUCCCAAGCUAUGAAGCGUGUUGGUCGUGAUGGUGUAAUUACUGUCAAAGAUGGCAAGACACUUCAUGAUGAACUAGAAGUCAUAGAAGGACUCAAGUUUGACAGAGGUUACAUCUCCCCUUACUUCAUCAACGCUGCUAAAGGGCAGAAAGUUUUCUUUGAAGACGCCCUGCUUCUGUUGAGUGAGAAGAAGAUCUCUAGCAUUCAGGCCAUUGUGCCUGCCCUGGAGUUAGCUAAUGCACAGAGGAGACCGUUAGUCAUUUUAGCUGAAGAUGUGGAUGGAGAAGCACUCAGUACACUGGUUCUAAACAGGCUGAAGGUUGGUUUGCAGGUAGUUGCUGUCAAAGCACCAGGCUUUGGAGAUAACAGGAAGAACCAGCUACAUGAUAUGGCCAUAGCUACUGGAGGAUUGGUGUUUGGAGAUGAAGCCAUGGAUGUCAAGAUCGAAGAUGUCCAACUGCAGGACCUUGGCCAGAUAGGUGAAAUCACUGUCACUAAAGAUGAUACACUUAUACUCAAAGGUAAAGGUGAUCGGGAAGCCUUGGAUCGCCGUAUUGUUCAAAUCAAGGAUGACAUUGAGGAAACAACCUCCGAGUAUGAGAAGGAGAAAUUUAGUGAGCGACUUGCCAAGCUGUCUGAUGGAGUGGCAGUAUUAAAGAUUGGUGGCUCAAGUGAUAUAGAAGUAAAUGAGAAGAAGGACCGUGUGAAUGAUGCAUUGAAUGCCACCAGGGCAGCGGUGGAGGAGGGGAUAGUACCUGGAGGUGGGGUAGCAUUACUCAGAUGUAUACCAUCAUUAGAUGAUCUCCAAACACCCAAUAACGACCAAGCUACAGGAGUAAGCAUCAUUCGCAAAGCACUACAGAUGCCAUGUACCCAGCUGGCCAACAAUGCAGGCGUUGAGGGGCAAUUAGUAGUUGCUAAAAUCAUGACCUCAGAGACGGAGGUAGGCUAUGAUGCAAUGAAUGGCCAAUAUGUAGACAUGGUCAAGGCUGGUAUAAUUGACCCUACAAAGGUUGUGAGAACAGCCCUAGUUGAUGCAGCGGGUGUGGCGUCGCUGCUAUCCACAUCAGAAGCUAUCGUUACAGAAAUCCCUAAAGACGACAAGAUGCCUGAUAUGGGUGGAAUGGGUGGUAUGGGUGGCAUGGGGGGAAUGGGUGGUAUGGGUGGUAUGGGUAUGUAAGCACCUAUUCAUUAGGAACUGUUAUAACAUAUUUAAUAGAUCCUUUGGCUUUUACAUAGAAUGUACUAUAAAUCAAUAGUGGUCCAUGUUUGUCAAUGUCUCUCUUCUUGGCUACAUGUGAGUGAUUGAAGAUAUUCAAAGAUUUGUUGGUCUGUCUCGUGUAAUUUCAAACUGCUAAAUACAGAUAUGAUUUUUUUUGUUUCAAUAAUUAGCCUGACUAUUAAACUAUACUGGAUGUUUAUUGAAUAGUCCAAAUGAUAAUGAUUCCAGCUGUUGUAACUGUUGAAAUUAUGGGGAGUUAUCAAUCACAAUAAUAUGAGUGGAUGAGUCAUUAUUUUAACUUGGUCUUACCCUUUGAGAUAUGAAAAGAAAUUGAGUCCCUUGUUCCUCGUCAGCAACUUCCAAAUUAUGAGGCUUUUUGUAUUUACUGGGCUUGCUUUGGUACAUGUAUCAAGACAGAAGGCCUCAUGUUAAAUUCCAGUCCCAGUUCAUGGAGGAAUGGGAUUAUAUGAUGUUGGGGUGGUGGCACAUAUCUAUCAGAAACAUUGCCAGAGUAAAUUGAAUAAUACAAAUUUUAACACUAAAACUAUUUUCAAAAGUUUCAACAUUUCAAGUAAUCUGGUUUCAAAUUUCUAUUAAUUAGGUUUGGAAAGAUCGGUUUUAAUUAAGCAAAUUGGUAUCAAAGUGAAUGGUAUCUUAGGCUUCAUUUUAACUUGUUGCCUGGAUGUACAUUGUAUAGUUUAGACAAAUUGAUUCUGAUCUUUUGUUUUAUUAUGUCAUCAAAAUUGCGGAUAACUGCACACUUUUUCUUCAAUAAACUUGUAAUUGUACCACUAGAUAGGUGAACUUUUUCCCAAUUAUGCUUUGACAAAUUAAGAUAUAUUGUAUUCAUUUCUUUAUAAAAUGGAGGAUACUGCAAGUCUUUAUAUUGUACUUUGGCAUUUAUUUGAAUCAAAGUUAGGAUUUUGUGUGUACAAACUUGUAGAGAGGUACAUUUUUUUACACCGUUGUCCAUGUACAUUUGUAUCAUGCUGUUAGCCAGUUGCAUAAUUUGUUUCUCAAAAAGGGAAACUUCCUUAAAUUAACAUGGUUGAAUAUCAUGAAUGUCAAAGUUAAGAAUUCUUCAGUGAGAAUCACUCAUAAUUAUACUUUGUUUCAAGGGGAUUCGGUAUGCCAGUCACAGACACCAUUAAAAAAGUACCUAUUUUGAAUACAAAACCACCGGCAUGGUAAUGUUUUCCAUAUUUGGUAAUAAAUACCAUAAAACACAAUUUUCAAGUUUCAGUA
Molecule: messenger RNA, 3039 nt
Organism: Patiria miniata (bat star)
Lineage: Eukaryota; Metazoa; Echinodermata; Asteroidea; Valvatida; Asterinidae
Gene: hspd1
Product: 60 kDa heat shock protein, mitochondrial-like
Exons: 10
Coding region: 1-1752 (583 amino acids)
Biological process (GO): protein refolding; mitochondrial unfolded protein response; apoptotic mitochondrial changes
Cellular component (GO): mitochondrial inner membrane; mitochondrial matrix
Molecular function (GO): ATP binding; ATP-dependent protein folding chaperone; protein-folding chaperone binding
Source: RefSeq, a predicted model, not a curated record